Periconia digitata is the source of this 1128-nucleotide messenger RNA. Lineage: Eukaryota; Fungi; Ascomycota; Dothideomycetes; Pleosporales; Periconiaceae. The record is from the annotation of a GenBank genome assembly.
CUAUAACACCACAGAAAAACAUAUUUUCUAGGAGACCGCAGCAUACACAGCAGAAAAAACAGUUCGGUCUUACAAAUCCAUAUGGAUCAUUGGAUGGUCUGCGCACUCUGAUUGUGAUCAGAUUGGGGAAGAGCAGAGCAAGUAGCACUAUAAGAGAUCCCCUCUCCGCCCAGCUACCAUUAAACACAAUCAUCUGCCUAUUUCCCUUCGCACUUUACUUCCACGCCAGGAAGAAACAGAGAAUCCGGUAAUCCACCGUCACAACUUUCACAGACCGCAAAAAUCACCAUGAAGCUCAACACUCUAUUUGCAUUCGCCCUUGCGGCCACUGUCAGCGCCGCCCCGCUCCACGAACCCCGAGAACAACCCCACAACCAAAAAAAUGAUCAGUAUGAGUAUCGACCAGUCACGAAACUCGACGAAGGUACACUUCAGGUGACUGACAAUGACGACCCACCUAAACACACCCCACACGUAUACGAAUCAAAGAACUGGUCAGGAGCUGUACUCAAGAACCAACCUGAAGAGAGAUACAUAUACACUUCAGUUCGCGGCCGUUUCACCGUACCGAGCGUACAAUACCAUGGCUCGCACCACAAGGACGAAUCCGCUGCUAUUUGGAUCGGCAUAGACGGCUUCCCGGACGGCACAUCUAUGCUGCAGGCAGGCGUCAGCAUAACCGUCCCCGAAAAAGGCCCCGUCAAGUACGAGAUCGGCGUGGAGUGGUACCCGGAGCCCCUUCAGAAGCUGUCGUAUUUCCCCAUUCACGCGGGCGAUGUCAUCAGCAUCGACAUUGUGGCAAAUACGUCCACCACGGGUACUAUAAUUGUGGACAACGAGUCGAGAGGCGAGCUCGCUAGGAUACCGAUGCAGGCGCCGGCCAAGGAACCGGGUGAAAAUUACUGGCUUAUGGGGCAGAGUGUGGAGUGGAUUGUGGAGGAUUUCCAACACCCUCUGGCUAACUUCAGUGAGGUUGUUUUCUACAAUGCAAGUGCCGAGACCAGCUUCUACGAGACUGUGACGCUGUCGGAAGCUGAUGUCAUUAUACUCAAGCCGCGGCAAUCUGAAUCUCUUAGUCAGGUAUCCAUUGAUUCCGACUCGCAGCUUACAGUCAGGUAUCGUGGUUGA